Messenger RNA from Ochlerotatus camptorhynchus, 1662 nucleotides. Its product is annotated as probable 4-coumarate--CoA ligase 1. Gene Ontology annotation, biological process: long-chain fatty acid metabolic process; fatty-acyl-CoA biosynthetic process. Gene Ontology annotation, molecular function: long-chain fatty acid-CoA ligase activity. The transcript is spliced from 2 exons. Lineage: Eukaryota; Metazoa; Arthropoda; Insecta; Diptera; Culicidae. Bases 1 to 1662 code for a protein of 553 amino acids. The record is from RefSeq and is a predicted model, not a curated record.
AUGUGUCCAUUGAAAAACGUUUACACCUUCUACGAUCCAUCCACCAAGAUUUGGAGCGGCCUACCGAGGAAACCGAUCUUCAAUCCCCAGCAGGGCAUAGGUGAUCUGAUUCUGCAGAUUCUGGAACGAAAUGCCGACAAGGUGGUGCAAAUCAGUGCCGAUAGCGGUGUGGAAGUGACUGGCGCUGAAAUGCGUCUCCGAACGAUCCGUAUCGCACAGAAUCUGAUCCGAAUGGGCUACGGCAGCGGAAGGCAUUCGGAGGACAUUUUCACCAUGAUCGUUCGAAACGGGGAAUACACGGCUCCAGUGUUGUUUGCUUGUUUCGCUCUGGGUAUUCCUGUGAAUACGUUGGAUCCUUCGUUUCAGCGGGAUGAUUUGAGUCACAUGUUGGAGACAGUGCAGCCAAAGCUGGUUUUCUGCGAAAGUGAGAUAUUGGAAGAACUGAUUGCUGCCUGUGAUUUAGCGAACGUGUCACCGAAGAUCAUUGUGACGGAGGAUCACAUCGAUGGGUACGAUCACGUGAAAAGUCUACUGGAAUCGACUGGUAACGAAGCAGCUUUUGUUUCGGUCCCGAUCGCAAACCCCACUGUGCAACUCGCGGUCUUGCUGUGCUCCUCCGGCACAACGGGUCGUUCGAAAGCCGUCUGCCUAUCACACUCGAUCUGCAUUGCCCACUUGGCAAACUUCUUCCAGUGUAAUCCCAGCGAUAGGACCCUGGCCUUCAGUACACUCUAUUGGCUGUCCGGGAUGUUCACUCUUCUGACCAGUACGGCUUGGGGUGCCACCCGGAUCAUCACCCGGCAAACCUAUGACGCCGAACUGACACUGGAGAUUAUCGAACGCUUCCGAGUAUCGGCUGUCGUUCUUCCAUCUUCGCAAGCGCUAGGCGUCGUCAACAGUCCAAACGCAAAUGUCAAAGCCCUUCGUAGCCUCCGCUUUUCAUUCACCGGUGGUAGUAUGAUUCCGGUUUCGUUGAAACGAUCCUUCGAGCAGCUGAUCCCCGGAAGGUUUCUGGAGGUGGUGUAUGGAUUCUCGGAAAUUGCCUUAGCAGUGACGUUCACUAGGGAGGAAUUCUAUCGGGACGGUUCGGUUGGUUUCCCCGUAGCGGGGACGGAGUUCAAGAUCGUUGAUGACGACGGACAAGCGCUGGAGGUCGAUCAAGAAGGCGAGAUCCUCGUGAGGGCGGAGUACGUAUUCGGGGGUUACUUUGGAAACGAGGAUGCAACGAGGCAAAUUCUGGACAGCGAAGGGUGGCUGCAUUCCGGAGACAUUGGCCGAUUCGAUGAGGACGGUUAUCUGUACGUGGUGGACCGGAAGAAGGAUAUCAUCAAAUGCAGUGGCUUCCAAGUUUCACCUAGCGAAAUAGAGAGUGUAAUACAGGAAAUGCCCGGAGUGGCCGCGGUAUGUGUAGUGGGCAUCCCAGCAGAAGUAUUCGAUCUGGCUACGGCGUUGGUAGUGAGGAAAGGUUCGGUUGAGUCUGAGGUACCGGAUUCGGCCGAGAUUGCCCGAAAGGUGGAAGAAGCGCUGCCUUGGUAUAAGCACUUGAAGGGAGGAGUAUAUUUGACAAACGAGCUUCCGCUGACACCGUCGGGAAAGGUGAUGAGACGAUCGGUACGGGACAUUGUUUUACGAAUCAAGGACGGGAAGGGUAAAGAGAAUUAA